Acomys russatus (golden spiny mouse) is the source of this 2484-nucleotide messenger RNA. It is a transcript of the gene Gstcd, whose product is annotated as glutathione S-transferase C-terminal domain containing. The record is from RefSeq and is a predicted model, not a curated record. The coding region runs from base 81 to 1976 and encodes 631 amino acids. NCBI's taxonomy places the organism in Eukaryota, Metazoa, Chordata, Mammalia, Rodentia, Muridae. The transcript is spliced from 11 exons.
CUUUUAGCUUCUAAAUGGUUACAUUUGAAGGCCUGGAAUGACAUCGAUUUUUGUUAUAGGUGACCCGAUGACAAAAGAAAAUGAAAGGCAUUAAGAAGAGCCCCACAGAAGAAUGCCUUUAUCUGGAAUACUCUCACCAGACAGAAGGCUGCACCUUUCCUCUGCAUACAUCUGUAACUUUGUUUUUACUGUCGUACUGUGACUGCAAGGUCUUUAACGUUUGCUUAGUCCUUACCGAAGAAACUACAGACACCUCGCUCCUAAGAGAGACGCUGUCACAGGACAUGGAAAUACAGGUUAUUUCAAAGCAGGAACUCCCACCGAUUGUCCAGAAUUGCUCUUUGCCUGCGGUGGUAGAACAACCAGACAUUUUCUGUAGAGCAGGACUUGCUGUUGUCCUAAGACACAUAAUCCAGAAAUCCUAUGAAGCUGAGCCCUCAAGAAAAGAAAUUUUGGAACUUCUGGGUUUUAAAAAGACUUGUUUGAAAGCCUGUGCUGAAGUUAGUCAGUGGACCAGGCUAUGUGAACUCACCAUCCCUUUGGCUGUUGAGAAAUUUCUUCAAGAGUCUUCUGACCAGCCCCCAACUAUCCCUGAAGAAAUACUACAGCUUGAGAGAAAACUCAGCGAGCCUGUCAGAGUACACAACGACGACAAACUCCGCAGACAGAAGCUGAAGCAGCAGAAGGCUGCUGGAGUUGAGCCUCUGUCUGGUAAGGGAAAAGCGAAGAGCAAGGCCAGUGCAGAGCAGGCCCCCAAGGAGUUGGCUGGCUCAUCCAAGAGUCUAGAGCUGAAGGUGGCAUUCUCAAAGCUCACUGUGCAAGAAGACCCAGCUGCUACCAGCAGGGAGCCUUCCCACAUCAGGAAAGCCAAAGCCUCCGACCUUCCACCCCUGGAGCACGUGUUUGCAGAAGGCCUGUACUUCACUUUGACAGACAUCGUGCUUUUGCCCUGUGUUCACCACUUUUUGGUAAUUAUCUGCAAGAAAUUUUCUGAGAAGCUACAAGAGUUUCCACUGCUAGCCUCUUGGUAUCAGAGGAUUCAGGAAGUGCCCAAAGUCAAGACAGCAGCUUCUAAGUGUGGGAUCCACUUUCUGUAUUUACCAGAGCUGCUGAACUCUGCAAGCCAACAGCACCUGAACUCUAAUGAAGUAACAGCUGCAGAGGAGCCAAAUGAUCCUUUGUUUACAGGAGGACCAAGACCAACUAUGACCAAGUUAAUGGAAAAAGGCAUUGAAGCCAUGUUUUCUCCUCACCCUUGCCCUGCCUGGACCCUGGACUGGAGCAGCCUUCCUGCUGCCGUCAGCCCGAAGGAAGGUAAAAUGUCCACUGAUCGAGCUUUGAGGAAGCAGCAACAGUUAAACAACCUCGUUUAUGUGGUGCUAAAUCAAGCCAAACCUGGUGACAGAAUAGUGGAUUUCUGCAGUGGCGGGGGCCAUGUUGGAAUUGUUCUUGCGCAUAUGCUGCCCUCUUGCCAGGUUACAUUAAUAGAAAACAAGGAAUUAUCAUUAAUACGUGCCAAGAAGAGAAGUGACGAACUAGGUUUAAGCAAUAUUUGGUUCAUUCAAGCAAAUAUGGAGUAUUUUACAGGAAUAUUUAACAUUGGGGUAGCUUUGCAUGCUUGUGGAGUGGCAACAGACAUGGUGAUAGAGCACUGCAUCCAAACACGAGCAUCUUUCAUCACCUGCCCGUGCUGUUAUGGGUUCAUUCAGAACACGUCAAAGUUUAAUUUUCCAAAAAGUGAAAAAUUCAAGGAAACUUUGUCAUACAAGGAACACAUGAUUCUGUGCAGAUUUGCAGAUCAGACAGCUGUCCAGCUUCCACCCCAGCGAAGACUCAUAGGGAAGCAGUGCAUGUGCCUGGUGGAUCUGGACCGUGCAAGCGCAGCAGAAGAGCACGGCUACACUGUUCAUGUGAUAUCUAUGGAGCCAGAGAGCUGCUCUCCCAAAAACAACAUGAUUGUGGGUGUCCCCAUGUAGAAGGGGGCACUCACACUUGGUAUUUUUGCCAUUGGCUUCAUGACGAAAGCCCAGGGGCAUUCAUGAGCUGUUGGUGUGUUACUGGAAGCAGCAUUGAGCAUUUUGAGCCUGUUGAAAGCUUCAGGAAGAUCUUGGAAGAGGGACACUCUUGCUCUGUGUAAAGAAGGAUGACUGGCUUCCUAGAGGGAAUCCCUGAAGCCUUAGCUGCCAAAAGAACCAUUUUCUCUGGACAAGUUUCCAUCAGCAGAACCAUUUUCUCACACGUUUUCUUGAUUGUGUCAGUGGGAUAUGCAAUCCAAGCUGUGUCCUCACAGUCUUCAUUUUAUAAUCUUUAGAUAUCCAUACUUGGUGAUCAAAACUAAACUAAAAGGUGGUUGUGAUUUUUAUAGUUUUAAUAAGUACCUUUUCUGUGUUUUUGUUGUUUUUAAUCUAGAAUGGUAAAUUUGGGGUGUGUGUGUGUGUGUGUGUGUGUGUGUAAUCUGAGGUUGAUUGAAUCUGCAUGCCAUGU